GCCCUCGGAAUGGAGCGAACGGGUAAAAAGGCGCAAUAAUUCCUCCCACACGGUACUGGCUCGCGUGACACACUGUCUGCACCGCUUCGCGUAGGUCGUAGUGGCAAAGCGUAGUUUUUCCCCCUGGGCGGUUGUGAUGCGUGCACCACCGCACAGCCGCCGCCGCGGUUCCAUUCGGCUCGGCACGCCAGGCGCACGGAGGGCCGCAUUCAAACGUACGCACGUCGCGACCGGUUUCGGACGUCCCGUAGAGCGGCCGGCCGUAGUGUGCCGCCUGGCCGGAGUGGGCAAUAGUGACAGCGAACCCUAUCCCAUUCAUCCUGCGGGCUCGUGUGAAUAUUAGUGCGGUUCGAUUUCAUUCCGAUUUGUUAAUGAACUGUGAGCGUGUGGUUUGCGCCCGUGCCGUGAAGGAAGCGCUUUGGUAGCGUAGCGAAGCGUGCCAACAGCGGCCACUUAUAUAAGCCCGUCAACGAGUCAAUCUGUCAACCUGUCGGCACCCCGAGCAGAUGCAGCGCUGCUAGACGGCGCGAUCAACUACUGCCGCAAUCAACACAGGACGCUCGCGGGUGCCGUUUGUGUGCUCGGCAAUCGACACGCGAUGUCGACGAUCGGGCGGCGUCGGUGGAAAGUGCUGUUCGCACUAUUGUUGAUCACCCAGCUUGCCGCUGUCACCGGCUACCACCAUGGCGAUCUGGACGAGACGGUGGAGCACAUUAAAAUCGGUGGACUGUUCGAUGGUGCGACCGAGGAUGUGGAGCUCGCCUUCCAGUACGCGGUCGAGGCGGUCAACAACGAGAAGCUGUCGUACUCGAACUACCAGCUCGAGGCGCAGGCAGUGCAGGUGAAGUACGGCGAUCAGUUCGACGCGUCCAAGAAGCUCUGCCGCCUGCUGAAGACGGGAGUGGCCGGCAUCUUUGGUCCCUCGUCGCCCAAGUCGGCCCUGCACGUGCAGAGCGUCUGCGACGAGAAGGAGAUGCCGCACAUCGAGACGCGCUGGGACGCGUACACCAAGCUGCCCACGCUUAACCUGCACCCGCACCCGCACAUCAUGGGGCGCGUCUUUCUCGACCUGGUCGUGGCGUUCGAGUGGAAGUCGUUCACCGUGCUGUACGAGUCCGGGCCCUGGUUGCCGGGCAUUGCCGACCUGCUGAAGAUGUACGAUCCGAAGGGGUACACGGUGACGGUGCGGCAGCUAGAUCUCGGGCUGAACGGCAACUAUCGGGCGGUGCUGCGGCGCGUCAAGCUGUCGGAGGAUAAGCGCAUCAUACUGGCCUGCUCGAUCGACUCCAUGCCGGAGGUGCUGCGGCAGGCCCAGCAGGUCGGGCUGCUGACAGAUCACCACCAGAUCAUCGUGACCUCGCUCGAUCUGCACACGAUCGAUCUCGAGCCGUACCAGUACAGUGGCACCAACAUUACCGGCGUGCGGCUGAUCGACCCGGAGGAGGGCAAGAUCCGGCAGGUGGCCGACUUCCUGAACGCGUCCCAGAUAGCGAAGACGCUCGAGCUGCAGGACGGGCUGAACCCGGCGAAGAUGCGCGUGGAGACGGCCCUCAUGUACGAUGCGGUGCUGCUGUUUGCCGAGGCGCUGAAGCACCUGAUCGGCAGCGAGCCGGCCCACCUGCUCGAACCGAUCGCGCUCCGUUGCGAUGAUACGGCGACGUGGAAGAACGGGUACAGCGUGAUCAACUACAUGAAGAGCUCCACCAUACACGGGCUGACGCGCAGCAUCCGGUUCGACCAUCAGGGGCACCGGUCGGACUUUCUGCUGGACAUUAUCGAGCUCGGGCCGGCCGGCCUGGAGAAGGUGGGCGUCUGGAACUCGACCGAGGGACUUAACUUUACGCGCAAAAAAGAACAGACGCUGCUGGCAUUCGACGAUGGGACGCUGCAGAAUCGAACAUUUCUCGUGCUGACUGCUAUCUCGCCGCCGUACGGUAUGCUGAAGGACUCGCCCGUGAAGCUGACCGGCAACGAGCGGUUCGAAGGCUUCGGCAUCGAUCUCAUCCACGAGUUGUCGCUGAUGUUGGGCUUUAACUACACCUUCAUACUACAGGAGGACGGCGUGUACGGCUCGCUCAACCGGGACACCAAGAAGUGGAACGGCAUGGUGCUGGAACUACUGGAAUGGCGCGCUGACCUAGCUAUUACUGACCUCACCAUCACGUCCGACCGCGAAAGUGCCGUCGACUUUACGAUGCCCUUCAUGAACCUGGGCAUCUCGAUACUGUACCGCAAGCCCACGAAGGAACCACCGUCGCUGUUCUCGUUCAUGUCACCGUUCUCCAAGCAGGUGUGGCUGUACCUCGGCGGUGCUUACAUGAUGGUCUCGAUGUCACUGUUCAUCCUCGGCCGCAUCUCGCCGAAGGAGUGGGACAACCCGUACCCCUGCAUCGAGGAACCAGAAGAGCUGGAGAACCAGUUCAGCUUCAGCAACUCGAUGUGGUUCACGAUCGGUGCGCUACUACAGCAAGGUUCGGAAAUUGCGCCCAAAGCACCGGCAACGCGUGCCGUCGCUUCGAUAUGGUGGUUCUUCACGCUCAUCAUGGUAUCGUCCUAUACGGCAAAUCUGGCGGCCUUCCUCACGGUCGAGCAGGUCGUGUCGCCGAUCAGCAAUGCGGAGGAUUUGGCGGCGGCCGGCGGCACAAUCAAGUACGGUGCCAAGCGCGACGGCAGCACGAUCAGCUUCUUCAAGGACGCGGAGUACGGUACGUACGCGAAGAUGUACCAGUACAUGAUGGCGAACCAGGAACUGCUGACCUCCUCCAAUCCCGAGGGGCUGCAGCGCGUCAAGACGGAGAACUACGCCUUCCUGAUGGAGUCCACCUCGAUCGAGUACAUCGUGGAGCGGGAGUGUGACGUCACGCAGAUCGGGGGCCUGCUCGACGACAAGGGCUACGGGAUAGCGAUGCGCAAGAAUUCUCCGUACCGCAGUGCGCUGAGCGAAGCCGUACUGCGGCUCCAGGAACAGGGCGUCCUAACCUCGCUGAAGCGCAAAUGGUGGAAGGAGAAGCGUGGCGGUGGAGCAUGUUCAAACACGAUGGAGGAGGGUGGAGCACUUGCGCUCGAGCUAUCAAACGUUGGUGGCGUCUUUGUACUGCUCAUUGUUGGCUGCGUCGCCGCCCUGUUCGUCAGCUUCUGCGAGAUGCUAUGUGAAGUGCACAGCCGCACACGCGAACUGAAGCAAAGCACUAGCGACGAUGGUGCGGAGGAGCUCGACAUGGACAAUGUAGGCGGUGUGUUUUUUGUCCUCUUUGUCGGCUGCUCGUUUGCUAGCCUGUUUGGCUGCUGCGAGUUGUUCUUCGUCAUUGCGCACCGGGCCCGCCGGCACAAGGUACCGUUCCGUGAGGAGCUGAUGGCCGAACUGCGGUUCGUCGCCAAGUGCCAUGGCAACACCAAACCGGUCCGCCAUCGCAAAAGCUCGUCCGCCUCCGGGGAGAACUCGCUCGAGCUCGACGUGGAGGACUCGACCAGCUCCAGCAAGCAGGACAUUUCUGGCAACGGAAUGGGCGACCGUCUGCCGACUGGCAACCAGCGGAGGCAAAAUGGUGGCAAGUUGGCACUGAACGGAAACACUCGGAAGAUGCUGUCGGAGGACUGAAGCUUCAGGGCACGCAUAGUGAUUUGUUGUUUGAGCGGGAGGUUAAGGACAUUUAGGCGGAGGAUAUUUACGAAGCUCAGAGGAAGAAUUGUACAAGAAACGAGUGAACGUUAAAACAAACACAUAUCUACAGGACACACAACUUAGCCGAAAUGUUCUGAUAUGAAGUAUAGUGCGAAUCUAAAUUCACUUAAGUAAAUAUCCAUAAAUUACGUAACGUUUUGGGUGCAAGAUAUGAAUUACUAUACGAUUUGCUACAAAAAAAAAGAAAAGUAAUAGCAAUAUGUGUUACUAACAAUUUUUAGCAUUCAACAUAAUAUGUUAAAGACUUGAAAUGAGCAUCUGAGCUAGCAUACGCAUGCAUAGGAGAAACCAUUAAUAAAUUAGUUCAGUUGAAUGUUGAUACACAUUGCAAUACUCAA
Messenger RNA from Anopheles coluzzii, 4020 nucleotides. RefSeq names its product glutamate receptor ionotropic, kainate 2-like. Bases 599 to 3598 code for a protein of 999 amino acids. The transcript is spliced from 10 exons. Lineage: Eukaryota; Metazoa; Arthropoda; Insecta; Diptera; Culicidae. The record is from RefSeq and is a predicted model, not a curated record. Gene Ontology annotation, biological process: modulation of chemical synaptic transmission; monoatomic ion transport; synaptic transmission, glutamatergic. Gene Ontology annotation, cellular component: plasma membrane; postsynaptic membrane. Gene Ontology annotation, molecular function: transmitter-gated monoatomic ion channel activity involved in regulation of postsynaptic membrane potential; glutamate-gated receptor activity.